AGCAGAUUGGCUAAGCAGAUCAUUUACGGCAACUUUUACGUACAUAUAUUAGUUUAUUAAAAAAUGGCGGUUCCAGCACUUAUAAAUUCUUUUAAUCAUUUAAAGAUAGAAGCUGUUACUGAACUUAUCACUAAUAGUGAUAUUACUACCAGGCCAACUGUGCUCAACAAUCCAAAAGCAGGAGAAGUGUAUGUCGUUCAAGUGAACAAUGGGAAAGAUGAUUGGCGUGCAGAUGGAUAUAGAUGGAAACAGAGUGGAUGCUGUAAAAUUCCACGUGGCUCUCCAGUUUACUCAAAACUCCACUAUGCCACAGUAACAUCUACUGGGACAUCAACUUUGUUUCAGAAGUUUGUGUAUAAAGAUUUAAGCCAAAAAGAUGUUGUUGUCAUUCAUUAUAUGGGAAACCACGAACUUGCUGUCCUUAAGCCACAUGGAAACUCUAAAAAAGCUAUUAACUUCCUACCAACUGCUUUAUCCGUGCAGAGUGCAAUUGUUAAUUCAAAAAGUUACAAAGAUCUACUCAUUGAUGUCAAAGCAGAUACAGUUUCAGCCAAGAAAUCCAAGACAAUUUAAGUAUGUAAAAAGUGUUGAGGCAGCAGGUAAAAGAAUUGGUACUGAUUCCUUUAUAACUCUUCAUGAACUUGCUUAUAUGAUUCCAGGAUUUGUAUGGACAAUAUCCACUAACCCUGACUUGUCAGUAUCAUUUGGCAUGCAGAAAUCCAUAGAUCAGCUUGUUAUGUGCUCUGAGGUAUUUCUAUCAUAUGAUACUACAUUUAAUUUAGGUGAUUUUUACUUAUCAAUUUUAGUGGCACAAAUGAGUUAUUUUGUGGAAAAACCAUGUAUGCCUAUAGCUUUUGUAUUACAUGAUCGAAAGUUUGAUGUUGUUCAUAAACAUUUUUUUAAAACUCUUAAAACAAAACUACCAACUCUAAAUCAGGUGGUAAUUGUAACAGAUGGCGAGAGUGGUCUGGGCAAUUCAAUUCAAAAAGCAUUUCCUAGGUGGAACCUAGUAACAUGCUCUAACCAUAUUUUGUCAGAUGCUGAGAUUUGGUUGAAAAAACACUAUGCUGGUAAGGAAGAGAUAAAUGUAUACAAAUCUCAAUUACAAGAACUUUUACAAUGUCAAAGUAAGGGGCAGCUUGAAAUGAAGAUUGGUACAUUAAGGCUUUCUUGGAGUGAAGCCUUUGUUAUUUAUUUUGAAAACCACUUGAGCGCUCGCAUUUUAAUUGCUUAUAUUGGACAUUUGAGGUCUGUUGGUUUAAUGCAAAACUUUAUUUCAAACAAUGUAUCUGAAUCAUUGAAUGCUGUAAUAAAGAAGUAUCAGGAUUGGGAAGAGGCACCGGUUGAUACAAUGCUUAUAGCAAUGCACCGUUUGCAAGAAUUUUAUCUAACAGAAAUCAGACGCAGUUUUGGUGGCUUUGGGCCAUACACUCUCAAUAAAAGUAGUCACCUAUCUAGUAUGUAUUUAAAAUAUGUUAUAACUUUUAUUUAUUUAUGAACUGUGUUAACUUAUUUAUGCUCUAUUUUUACACUGUUUUAGGAAAAUUAGUUGCACAUAAGAAUAUAUUCAUCAUCAGUAUUAUAUAGAUGAUAUUUAGUCUUACAUUUUUGCACUAUGUUUUGGAA
Molecule: messenger RNA, 1626 nt
Organism: Hydra vulgaris (swiftwater hydra)
Lineage: Eukaryota; Metazoa; Cnidaria; Hydrozoa; Anthoathecata; Hydridae
Source: RefSeq, a predicted model, not a curated record